CACAGUGCCACCUUAACAUAAAACAAUUACAGAGGCAAACUGCUUUCCCAUCUUUUUCUGUACCAAAAGUAAUCUUUUGUUGUUAAAACAAAGCUGAAAAAAGCCACCAUCUCUCUUAUGCCACCGCUAAAAAAAGGUUUUAAGGGGGAAAAACAAGAACAAGAGUCCCUGUGUUGUUUUCAGUUUUGGCUUUUUUAAUGGGGAGUUCUGGUGAAGACCCUACCAAGGGCAUUAAUGGGUCAGUGGGCGGGUUGAUUUGGGUCCGCCAGAGAAAUGGGUCGUGGUGGCCCGGCAAGAUUCUUGGCCCAGAUGAGCUGCCUGAGGGCUCUGUGCCUUCACCAAGAUCAGGGACCCCUGUCAAGCUUCUCGGUAAAGAGGGUUCAAAUGUGGGAUGGUAUAAUCUCGAGAAAUCAAAGAGGGUGAAAGCAUUUCAUAACGAGGACCAUGAUAAAUGCAUCGAGAAAUUGAAGGCAUCCAAAAAUGCUAUAAAAGACGAAGCCAUUAUUCAUGUGCUCGAGCUUGAGCUCGAAAGUGCCCGUCCUGGCAAAAACCAUGCUGACCAUGAAUCGCCUUCAGCAUCUUAUCUGAGUGAAGAAAGUGAAGUUCCUGAUGAGAAUUCGAGUAGUUCAACGCAUGGUUCAGGUGAAGGCAGCAAGAAAUUUGACAAAUUGAGAGGUUUGGAUGACCCGAAAGAAGAUGUGUCGAGACAUACAAGUGGGCUCUGGGACUUGAGAAUGAACUUGCCAUUUUUGUCACUUAAGAGGAAAAGAUCCAAAGUUGGUAAUAAUCAAGAAUUCUCGAAAAAGAAAAACAAGAGACGCACUUUUACGGAAGUCUUGGAUAGUACUGCACUGGUGUCUGCUCAUGUUGCCGAAAAAAUGUCGAGCCCAAGUGGAGUUUCUUUGUUGGAAACCAAAGAAUCAAAAGAAAAAGACUUGGAUACCCUGAAAAACAAGCGGAAGGAAAAUGGGAUUUCUAGCAAGCUUCGUGGGAAUGAAUCUUUUGGCAGCUUGUUUGAUGUGUCUCUUGUUGCAGAAGAAAAGGGCUCCGCAGGCUUGCCCUCCACUACUCCCGACUCAUCGCACGAAGCACAACGUGCCGACAAAAACAGUCACAUCAAGAUCUCAUCUUCCCAAAUGAAACGAAACAACGAGUCAGCCCCAAAAGGCAAAUAUCCCGAGUGGCAGGCGAAAGGCAAGCGAAACUCCCGAUCAAAGAGACACUAUCCCAAAUACGAGCCAUCCAGUUUAUCCCCAAAAACGGGCCUGCAAAAUGUCCCUCUGGAGGUGAGGUCGGGCCCCGAGCGCCCGCAUAGCGUGCCUUAUGUCUCACUCGCGAGCAAGCUGACCGGGCGCCAGAUCGUGGGCCAUCCCAUCACAGUCGAGCUCCUCGGCAGACGGAGAAGUGGGCCCCACAACAAUGCUCGAUUAUCGAUUUGCUCAAAGAACGAGAAGAAAACCCGGAAGCUGUCCGCACUUACCAAGAAAGGGCCGGUGGGCAAGGUGAAGGGUCCUUCGGUAGCUUGUGUGCCGUUGAGUGUGGUUUUCAGCAGGAUCAAUGCAGAUCUAAGUGGGUCCCGUUGUCCGGUUUGAAAGGUGGUUCGGAAUUUUACAUCUUAG
Molecule: messenger RNA, 1619 nt
Organism: Striga asiatica
Lineage: Eukaryota; Viridiplantae; Streptophyta; Magnoliopsida; Lamiales; Orobanchaceae
Source: the annotation of a GenBank genome assembly